UUAACCCAUGAUGCAGUGCAGUGUUUUGUAGGUCCUCAGUUAUGUGGAUUUUUUUCCCCAAUCGAAGAUGGCGGUGCAGGAAUCAGCUGCUCAACUCUCCAUGGCAUUGAAGGUUCAAGAAUAUCCAACUUUAAAGGUACCAUAUGAAACAUUGAACAAGCGUUUCCGGGCAGCGCAGAAGAAUAUUGAUCGUGAGACGAGCCACGUCACCAUGGUUGUGGCAGAACUGGAGAAGACCUUGAGCAACUGUCCUGCGGUAGAUUCUGUGGUAUCUCUGCUGGACGGAGUUGUAGAGAAACUGAGUGCUCUGAAAAGAAAGGCCGCCGAGUCCAUCCAAGCUGAAGACGAGAGCGCAAAGCUGUGCAAGCGCAGGAUUGAGCACCUGAAGGAACACAGCAGCGACCAGCCGGCUGCAGUGAACAUCUGGAAGAAGAAGCGCAUGGAUCGCAUGAUGGUGGAGCACCUGCUGCGCUGUGGUUACUACAACACUGCUGUGAAGCUGGCCCGGCAGAGUGGCAUUGAGGAUCUAGUAAACAUUGAGAUGUUUCUCACAGCCAAGGAGGUAGAGGAAUCUCUGGAAAGACAGGAAACAGCCACCUGUUUGGCAUGGUGCCACGACAAUAAAUCAAGACUCCGAAAAAUGAAGUUUUCCUUCCAGAGCUGUCUGGAGUUCAGCCUCCGAAUUCAAGAGUUCAUCGAGCUUAUCCGCCAGAAUAAAAGGAUGGACGCAGUCAGGCAUGCAAGGAAACACUUCAGCCAGGCAGAGGGGGGCCAGCUGGAUGAGGUCCGACAGGUGAUGGGAAUGCUGGCAUUUCCCUCCGAUACACACAUUUCUCCAUACAAGGACCUCUUGGACCCGGCUCGCUGGAAGAUGCUUAUUCAACAGUUCAGAUAUGAUAACUACAGAUUACAUCAGCUUGGCAACAACUCUGUGUUCACCAUCACUCUUCAGGCAGGACUCUCUGCAAUCAAAACACCACAGUGCUAUAAGGAAGAUGGAACUUCAAAAAAUCCGGACUGCCCUGUCUGCAGCAAGUCUCUGAACAAGCUAGCCCAGCCGUUACCCAUGGCCCACUGUGCCAACUCCAGACUAGUGUGUAAAAUCUCGGGGGAAGUGAUGAAUGAAAACAAUCCCCCAAUGAUGCUUCCCAAUGGCUAUGUUUACGGAUAUAAUUCCCUCCUUUCCAUUCGUCAAGAUGACAAAGUGAUCUGCCCAAGAACCAAAGAAGUCUUCAGCUUCUCCCAGGCUGAGAAAGUCUACAUCAUGUAGACUUGCAGCGAAGCAGAACUGCAGGAUGUAUAGGGUGUGGAGACAACCCAGCCUGGUCUGAGAGCACGAUGGCAGUGAGCCCCAGUCUCUCCGGAGUCCAAGCUGCACACAGAUGCCAUUGUUUCUUAUGACCAAAGAGCAAAUAUCGCUUAAUCCCCCUGGAGUUUCUGUAAUGAGAAGAAUCCUGAAACAAAAAGAUUUGAAAGUGACAUUCAUGUUUUGAUUGUGGGGACUUAUACUGUUAAAAGACUUUUUUUUUUUCAGUGAACAUUAAGAAAUUAGUUUCAUUAGUGUUGUGAGUAGAGGCUCAUCUUAAUUCCAAGUGCUUCUGCCCUUUUUUAUUCAGAUGGUAAGUCCAUCAGCAGAUUAACCUUACUGGUGAUGAACUGCAGCACUGUUUUUUUAAAUACAGAUUAGGACAUCUAAAACUUUGAUUUGCAUUUAAAGGUGUUACUUUGGCUGGGACUAACUAAUGCUAUUCAAACUGCGCAUUCAUAGAUAAACCUCCCUUUAUGAUUUCAGAAAGCCUGCUGCUUCUGAUCUGUUAAGUCAGUUUAGUAUUGGAAUUGUAGAAGACAGUUUUAGAAAAUACUUAUGCAUGUUUAUAUUGGUAGAUUAUAGGAAAGAUUGUUCAUGUAAAAUUGCUAAUCAAGGUUGUUUAAUAAAAAGAAAUUGCUGUUUUCCUUUUUCA
Messenger RNA from Lepisosteus oculatus (spotted gar), 1961 nucleotides. It is a transcript of the gene maea, whose product is annotated as macrophage erythroblast attacher, E3 ubiquitin ligase. Gene Ontology annotation, biological process: proteasome-mediated ubiquitin-dependent protein catabolic process. Gene Ontology annotation, molecular function: protein binding; ubiquitin protein ligase activity. Gene Ontology annotation, cellular component: nucleus; cytoplasm; GID complex. The record is from RefSeq and is a predicted model, not a curated record. Lineage: Eukaryota; Metazoa; Chordata; Actinopteri; Semionotiformes; Lepisosteidae.